Messenger RNA from Ipomoea nil (Japanese morning glory), 2806 nucleotides. RefSeq names its product pentatricopeptide repeat-containing protein At4g18520-like. Lineage: Eukaryota; Viridiplantae; Streptophyta; Magnoliopsida; Solanales; Convolvulaceae. The coding region runs from base 443 to 2359 and encodes 638 amino acids. The transcript has a single exon. Gene Ontology annotation, molecular function: protein binding; RNA binding. The record is from RefSeq and is a predicted model, not a curated record. Gene Ontology annotation, biological process: RNA modification.
UGUCUGUUUAAUGAUAUUUUUGUUUGGUUUUAUCUUCAACGUGCGUCCUCAAUCCUCAUGCUCUCUGCAACUCCAUUACCAAAAUUAUGUUUCACCGCCUGAGAACAACCAUCUCCAUCUUCAUAACUCUCCGUUCUUGAAGACAAACCGAAGGGCAUUUUUUUCAUCUUCAUUCCCAACUAUGUUUCAACACUCUCUUCUAUCGUUCUGGUAAAUCUCCAUCUUUCUUAACAUAUACAUAAACGCAUGUCAGUAAAGACUUGGAUGUAUACGUACCCAUUGAUGAUAUCUCGUCUUUGUUUACUGAAUUUCUGAAAUGUUUCAGUGUUCUGAGACGCACUAAUGUGGGGGGAUAUUAUAGUAUUUCAGUGUUUCUUUCAUUCACUGUUCUGUUCUUGAACUUUGUGAAAAUUAAAAGCCUGGUUUCUUCCUGCAAAACAAGAUGUUCUCACCGGCAAUUUACUCGCUCAAAUCCACACUGUUUCUCUUUGGUACUCAACCAUCCAUACCAACACGACGCAGAGAGCACCUUGCCAAAUCAAGGAUUCACGGCCAAGACUUGCGCUGUUCCUCACUCAGUCACUCAUCUUUCUUGACCGAUUCCAGCAGUUCUGUUAAACUCGAGGCCCCAUUGGUUGAAAGCAACGGUCUUUGCUCAGAGACACUGUUACCCAGUCAAUUGAGAUACUUGUGUGAAGAAAAUGGUUCUUGUUCUGAUACUUUAGCAACUAAUCAGCUGACAGAGUCCUAUGUGCUCGGCUACUUACUUCAGUCUUGUUGUAAUGUAAAAGAACUUAGGAAGGUGCAUGGCAUGGCUGUGAAGUGUGCUAAAGAAUCAAAUUUUUAUGUUGACAACAAUCUGAUUAGCAUGUAUGUGAAACUUGGGUAUUUGGUGGAGGCCCAGAGGGUGUUUGAUAAUAUGCUGGAGAGAAAUGUUGUUUCUUGGACUGCUAUGAUCAAUGGGUAUAUGAGAUUUGGAUUGUACAAGGAAGCUAUGAGGUUGUUAGCAGAGUUUGUUCAUGAGGGCUUCCAAUGGAAUUCAAAGACCUUUGUGUGUGUGUUGAAUUUGAUUGCUAGAAGAUUUGAUUUUGAGCUAGGAAAGCAAGUACAUGCCUGUGUACUAAAGGGUGGUUUUAGGGGUUUGAUUUUAGAGAGUUCUAUUUUGCAUUUUUACUCGCAAUGUGGUGAUUUAGAGGGUGCUUUUCGAGUCUUUGAUAAGAUGCAAGAACGAGAUGUGGUUUCUUGGACGACUUUGAUAACUGCUUGUUCACAGCACGGGCAAGGAAAGAAGGCUCUUAUCAUGUUCACAAAAAUGGUUUCUGAUGGAUUUGAUGCAAAUGAGUUCACAGUCUGUAGUGUCCUCAAUGCCUGUGGGGAUGAGAAAGAGUUGAGAUUUGGGACUCAACUACUAGGGGCAAUAGUUAAAAGGAUAUAUAAGAUGGAUGUCUUUGUCAGGACAUCAAUUGUAGACAUGUUUGCGAAGUGUGGACAAAUUGCAAAUGCCAGGAAGAUAUUCGAUGGGACGAGGAAGAGGAACAUUGUAACGUGGACAUCUAUUAUUGCAGGAUAUGCUCGUAAUGGGCUUGCUGAAGAGGCCAUAAAUCUAUUUCGGAUAAUGACAAGGAGAAAGAUAUUUGCUAAUAAUUUGACCAUGGUUAGUGUUCUUUGGGCAUGUGGAAUACUUAGGGCUCUACAAACUGGAAAGGAAGUGCAUGCACGAAUUAUCAAGAAUUUUCUCCAGGGCAACAUUUAUAUCGGGAGUUCCCUGGUUUGGCUUUACUGUAAAUGCGGUGAAAACUCCAUGGCACAUAAGGUCCUCCAAGGCAUGCCUUUCAGAGACGUAGUUUCAUGGACAGCGAUGAUUUCUGGAUGUGCACGUCUAGGACACGAGCACGAGGCACUUGAAUACUUGAAGAAGAUGGUGGGUGAAGGUGUAGUACCGAACUCUUUUACCUAUUCAUCAGCCCUGAAAGCUUGCACGAAACUAGAAGACAUUGAUAGAGGGAAAUCGAUACACUCCUCCAUAAACAAGACACCUGCAAUUUCAAAUGUGUUUGUGGGAAGUGCACUGAUCAAUAUGUAUGCAAAAUGUGGCCAUCUUCCCGAAGCUAUUCAAGUGUUUGAUAGCAUGCCAGAGAGGAACUUGGUUUCUUGGAAAGCAAUGGUAGUUGCCUAUGCAAAACACGGGUUCUGUGGAGAGGCUUUGAAGCUCUUAUAUAGGAUGCAAGCUGAAGAUAUUGAAGUGGAUGAUUACAUCCUUUUAACAGUACUCACUGCAUGUGGAGAUUUUGAGGAGAGUGUGGAGUUGGCAACUGAUUGCCAUUUAGACAUGAACAAAUCCAGUCUAAAUUCUUUUUGAGCUACUGGAGGCUGUGGAAAAGCUUAAAACUCUUUCACAUGAAGCUAUGGUGAUCACAUAUGAUAAUGAAUCAAACAGUGGAGUCACUUGUCGCAGAUCAUCUAAGCUUAGGCAUCGUCAUGAUUUAUAGUCCGCCUGACAGCUGUUGAGUAUAUAAUGUAUAAACAUAAAUGUGUAAUCCGACUAUCAGCUUAGGAUUUUAGUUGAGAUGGAGCACAUGCUUCAGUUUGGUAUCAGAGCCAACCUCAUGCCAAUGGUCAUCUAUCAGCUAUUCAGCUUAGACUUUCAGUUGAGAUAGAACACGUGCUUCAAUUAAGGGCAAAAGCUGAGCUAGACAUACAAGUAACUUUCAUUUAUAAGCAAGAAUGUAUUUCAACUUUUACAACCACAACUUCCAAGUAUAAUCAGUACAUAUAUUAUGGUAAUGCAGAACAUAUGGUUUGACUA